AUGUAUUCCACUGAUCCUCCUAAAUUCAAUAAAAGAGAUUUAGCACGAUUGAUUAUAGAAAAACCUAUAUCUAUAUCAUAUAAAAAACCAAAAAAAACAACGAAUGCGUCAGCGUGUUGGUCUCAAUUUAGUUUAAUAUAUGUCAACAAUGUUAAACAAGAUUUUAUCGUUUGCGAUUGCUGUAAAUCAAUGCUGGUUUAUAAACCAACAACAGGAUCUGGUUGUAUGUUGGCACAUUCACGUUCUUGUCGAGUCAAAAAGAAAGAUUCUGCUUCAUCCGGUCAACAAUCAAAAAUCAAUCAUUAUUACAAUCAUUCAACAUUAAAUGACAAAACAAAGGUGCCGAAUAGGCAUGCACUGAACCCGAACCUUCGGGUUCGUCGAGUUCGAGUUCGAGUUCGAGUUCGAGUUCGAUUUCAUUGUUCAAGUUCGGGUUCGGGUUCGGUGAGUAUAAGAUCGGCUCGGGCUCGGUUCGAUGAGUCUGAGUUCGGCUCGGGCUCGGUUCGGUGGGUCUGA
Molecule: messenger RNA, 516 nt
Organism: Rotaria socialis
Lineage: Eukaryota; Metazoa; Rotifera; Eurotatoria; Philodinida; Philodinidae
Source: the annotation of a GenBank genome assembly